AGAGGGUGCCACAGUAGCUAACUGCUCCUCGAGCCAUAAGGAGGCCCUCGCGCUUUUCUUUCUUUCACCCCAACAGGAUGGAGUCCAUAGGCGCGCGUGGUAUUUCUGUUUGAUCUUCGAAAAGAAAAAGAAAGAAAGAAAGAAGAAGAGAGAGAGAGAGAGAGAGAGAAGGAAACCGUGGUCGCACAACAGACAGAAAGAAAGAGAGGAAGAAAGGAAGAAAGAAAGGAUGGCGAACACGGCACAUCUCGUCCGCCGGCAAAGCUCGCGCGAUUUAAAGCCCCAGAAAAGUGUCGACAAACUUGAAAUGAAGGAGAUGAGAGGUAGAUUAGUGGUGGACAAUAGAAAGACUAACACCACUGCCAAUUAUGGGGCCACGAACGCAGCCUUUGAGGACUCCAGUCCUAACAUGAAGAACAAAGCGGGGAACGAGGGUGGGGGUAGCAAGCUCGGGAGCAACGAGGGAAAAGCGAUUUUUCGGCCGGAAGCGGGCGAAGAUGAAAGAGAAAAUUGGGAUAGUAAGCUUACUUUUCUAUUAGCAACUGUCGGAUACGCCGUUGGCCUUGGAAACGUGUGGAGAUUCCCGUAUCUCGCUCAAAAGAACGGCGGAGGAGCAUUUUUGAUCCCAUACUUCGUAAUGCUGGCCAUCGAGGGUAUCCCCAUAUUCUAUCUGGAAUUGGCAAUUGGCCAGAGAUUACGGAAGGGCGCUAUCGGUGUAUGGAAUCAGGUUUCUCCGUACAUGGGUGGUAUAGGCGUGAGCAGCGCCGUAGUAUCUUUCAACGUAGCUCUCUAUUACAACACUAUUAUCGCUUGGUGCCUAUUUUACUUCGUUCAAAGUUUUCAAUCGAAGCUACCGUGGGCCGAGUGCCCGAACGUGUAUUUCCAAAAUGGAUCGUACGCACCCGAAUCGGAGUGUGUGAUAAGCAGUCCCACGCAAUACUUCUGGUAUCGGACAACUUUGAUGAUAUCCGAGGACAUAAACAGCCCAGAAAUAUUCAAUUGGAAGAUCGCUUUGGCUCUGGUGAUCGCCUGGAUCCUGGUCUACAUGUGCAUGAUCAAGGGAAUCGCUUCAUCAGGGAAGGUCGUGUACGUGACCGCCACAUUUCCAUACAUCGUUUUGAUCAUUUUCUUCUUUCGUGGCGUCACUCUGACAGGGAUGUCCGACGGCCUGCGUCACCUUUUCACCCCAAAGUGGUGGAAAUUAACCGACCCAGUGGUGUGGCUGGAGGCUGGCACGCAGAUAUUCUUUUCCCUUGGUUUGGCGUUCGGCGGUUUAAUCGCGUUCUCCUCUUACAACCCUGUGAACAACAAUUGCUAUCGAGACGCGAUAAUGGUCAGUUUAACGAACUGUUUCACUUCCAUGUUUGCCGGGAUUGUUGUGUUUUCUAUUAUUGGUUUCAAAGCUACCAUGGUGUACGAGCACUGUUUGACCGAAAGGAAUGCAACCCUGUUCAACAUAUUCGGCCAAUUGGAUAAAAUACCCGAUGAAAUACCAGCGACUGGUACACUUUUGAACGUCACCACGGGAAACGGGACGUUGGACAGUUUGAUCAUGCCGGAAUUGCCCGAAUGCGAUCUCGAGAAAGAAUUGGACAACUCAGCAUCGGGGACUGGCCUGGCGUUUAUCAUAUUCACGGAAGCGAUCAAUCAAUUUCCCGGGGCUCAAUUCUGGUCCGUGUUAUUCUUCCUCAUGUUGUUCACCCUGGGGAUCGAUUCUCAAUUCGGCACACUGGAAGGGGUGGUUACGAGUAUCGUUGACAUGAAGCUGUUCCCAAACUUGCGCAAAGAAAUUCUCACAGGUGGCAUUUGCUUGCUUUGCUGCGCGAUCUCGAUGGCGUUCGCCCACGGGGCUGGCAGCUACGUUUUCGUGUUAUUCGACAAUUUCAGUGGCAACUUUCCCCUGUUGAUCAUCGCGUUCUUCGAAUGUAUCGCGGUGUCGUACGUGUACGGUUUGAAAAGAUUCGCGGAUGAUAUCGAACUGAUGACUGGCAACCGUCCAGGCCUUUAUUGGCUGAUCUGUUGGAAGUACUUGAGCCCGAUGGCUAUGCUGAGCAUCUUAAUCGCAUCGAUCGUGGAAAUCAUCGUGGAUGGGAGUGGUUAUCCAGCUUGGGUUGCCAGCAAGGGUAUUACGGAGAAACACGAGUGGCCUGUUUGGGCGUUGGGCCUCAUCGGUGUCCUUAUCCUCGCCUCCGUUCUUUGGAUUCCCGCCGUUGCAAUUUGCAGACUUUUCGGAAUACUGAUAAUCGAGGACAACGAGAAAGCGUGGUUCCCCGCUGCCGAUCUGAAAGAAUUUCACGGGAUAGUGCCCCACGAGGUGACGUCGGCGGAAACGUUGCUGUUCUGCAUAAGGAGCGACGGCUCGGAGGGGCUGUGUUGCCCGACCGGUGGCCCCAGCGACGACGACGAGGAUCUCACCUAGGAAUGGUCAUCCUCUCGCCCCCUCGAUUAACGCGCGUUCAAAUGGUUCAUAGGCCGAGCAACAGCAUUUUUUUACUCCGUGUCGAGGCGUGGACAGUUGGCAAUCCGUUUAAACCAUGCCGGACCUCGCAUCUCUCGUUCUUCCUUUCACAUUCCUGACAUUCUCUUCUUUUCACAGAGCAUAUAAUAUAUAUAUAUAUAUAUAUACUUUAGAAGGGUACAUCGUGUCAAUUACUCGAAAAUACUGACGUUUGUAUAAUUCGAUCUACGCGUGUGUUAUUUAAGGGAGAAUUUUGAAUUGAAUUACGAAGAAGGGAGAGGGAGAUAAUUGUUUGUUUCAUCUUUUCUUUCAGACGUGAUCUUUCUUUCUCUGCUGUUUUUCGAGUCUUUGAAUCAUUUAACAAUACAAUACGCGGAUGUCAAUAUCGGAUUGGAAGAGCGGAAGCGUUUUCAGCGAGUAACGUUUCGCGAGAGAAACGAAUAUGACGGUGUAAGUAAACGUAAAAAAAAAAAAAAAAAAAAAUAAGGAACUGCAAGUUCUUACUUUCGAGGCAAACUUACAGUUUCUUCGCUUGCGAAGAUAUACGAUGCAUCUCGAUGUGUUUGUCGAGAUAUAUUUUAUCACAUUUAUUCGAUUCGUGAUGAAUACUUUGCGUGAAAAAGCUUUCGAAAUUUUAUCUUUUAUACAUUGUGAUAAUGUUAGAGAGAAAUUUAAAUAAGGAAAGAGGAAAGCGAAGAGGAAAGUACGCAAGAAGGAAUGCAAAAAGGGAAAUUAUACAUGAAUAUAUCGAAAAUUACGUUCCCGUAUGAUUUAUUAUUAGGAGAUGUGUCGUGUAUUCAAAGACUAUCUAGCAUAUAACGCGUCAUUUUAGCAAUUUACAGACGUACAUUCUUAAAAGAGAAGUUGAAAACUCUGCAACCACAGAUUUGCAGACGAUCAUGAUAAAAAUAGGAUAACUUAAAUAAGUUAAAGUUUAGGCUCGAAAUAAAAAACUUUUACCGCUUAGCAAAAAUUGCAGAUAAACGUGAGAAACGUAAGAUUAGAUGUAGGAGCCGUCCAAUGGCCGUAAAGGGAAAAAGAAAAA
Molecule: messenger RNA, 3503 nt
Organism: Apis florea (little honeybee)
Lineage: Eukaryota; Metazoa; Arthropoda; Insecta; Hymenoptera; Apidae
Product: sodium-dependent neutral amino acid transporter B(0)AT3
Biological process (GO): sodium ion transmembrane transport; amino acid transport; nitrogen compound transport
Cellular component (GO): plasma membrane
Source: RefSeq, a predicted model, not a curated record